This is a messenger RNA of Capsicum annuum, 948 nucleotides long. RefSeq lists its product as uncharacterized. Lineage: Eukaryota; Viridiplantae; Streptophyta; Magnoliopsida; Solanales; Solanaceae. The coding region runs from base 231 to 626 and encodes 131 amino acids. The record is from RefSeq and is a predicted model, not a curated record. The transcript is spliced from 3 exons.
UUUUGAAACGUGUGGAGUAUUAUGGAAGGAGAUAAAUCUAACUCCUAUAAAUAUGGAAUGGAAGUUACAUUCAUCCUAUAUGACAACUUCUUGUUAAACUUAUAAGGAAAGUAGUCAUCUACCAUAAUUAUAGGAAGAUACAAUUUUAGUUGUUUAUCAAAAGUGAUUAUGGAGCUAUGCCAUUCCCUUGAUGCGUAUUGAAAAUUGGGUUCCAUCUGAUUAAUCCUAUAAUGGAUUCUUUUUUUUGUCCCAAACCGCGUAGGCUUCACUUAAGAAAUCAAGCUGAGGUGUUUAUUUCAAAAGGUGGAGCAGAGCUUAUUGAUCUCAUUCACAAAGAGGACGGCAUAGCUGCAACACAAUAUGCAUUAGAUUUGUCAUCAUCCCCGCCUUUCUUCUCUGGUUCACCGCCUUGCAGGGCUAUGAAUCCAUUAAUCCAUGAUGCUAUAUUCGCAAAUGAAAAGCAACACCGUGUUUCUUCAACACCGAGCCCAUCUACUUCAUCUUCGCCUUCUCCAUCACCAAGUUGUAAAGGAAGAUGUGCAACGGCAAGACUUGGGAAACCACAGCCACGAAAUAGAGUAGAAGGCUUUGACUGCCAAAACGCUUGCAUGGCUGCUAUGGUAUAAAUCUUCCUUAACAGUAUAUAAAGGAAUCUUAACAGCUGAACUAUGUAUAUAGACUAUACGACUAGGAAAGAAGAACAAUUUUUGGAGAAUUAGGAUAAAGUUUUGGUUUUGCUUUAAUACUAUUGUGCAAAGAUGUGUCUCUUUUGCACAGAUGGUUAAAAUAAGGUGGGAUGAGAGUUGAUUAUUUUGUUUGGGUGCUUAUGUAAAUGCACUCUAUUGAUUUUGGCGCCCCAAAUUUUUGAUAAUUUGAAUACUAGUUUUCUUGUAUAUAUGAACUUUUGGAAUAGAAAGUGUGAUGCAAGUAUCAUUUUUCUCUCCAGCA